This is a messenger RNA of Protobothrops mucrosquamatus (brown spotted pit viper), 3213 nucleotides long. It is a transcript of the gene MYT1, whose product is annotated as myelin transcription factor 1. The transcript is spliced from 21 exons. The coding region runs from base 1 to 3213 and encodes 1070 amino acids. The record is from RefSeq and is a predicted model, not a curated record. Gene Ontology annotation, biological process: regulation of transcription by RNA polymerase II. Gene Ontology annotation, molecular function: zinc ion binding; RNA polymerase II cis-regulatory region sequence-specific DNA binding; DNA-binding transcription factor activity, RNA polymerase II-specific. Lineage: Eukaryota; Metazoa; Chordata; Lepidosauria; Squamata; Viperidae. Gene Ontology annotation, cellular component: nucleus.
AUGAGUUUAGAGAAUGACGAUAAACGAGCACGAACACGGUCCAAGGCAAUUAGAGUACCAACAGAACUCAUUGGCCAGGAAGUGAGCUGUCCAACUCCUGGAUGCAACGGAUCCGGACAUAUUCGCGGAAAGUACGCGAGACACAGGAGUUUACAAAGCUGCCCGCUGGCCAAGAAGAGGAAACUUCAGCACGUAGAAGCAGAACAUCUGGAGCCCAAGAGAAAAUCUCAUCCCUUGAAGCUCAGCCUUGACGAAGACUAUAAUGUCGACAGUGAUGUGAGUGAAGAGACCGAAGCCAAGCUGGACUCUGUGACAGACGAUUCAGAAGGGACCCUGGAGGAGGAGGACGAGGAGGAGGACGAGGACGAGGAGGAGGACGACGAACGAGAAGCCCUUGCACAAAAGGAGGCGUCCAGCAGCCCUCCCUCGGAAGAAGGCCAAAGAAUGGAAGGAACUCUCGUGUCUGAACGGAAAGUGUCGGAAAGUGAAGGCGAAGUCUCCAGCAGCGGGGGAAACACCAUGCAUCUGCUCUGUGAAGGAGCAAUGGAAGAAGAGGAGGAGGAGGAGGAGGAGGAGGAAGAGGAAGAGGAGGAAGAGGAGGAGGAAGCAGUGGAGGAGGAAUGCGAGAAGGAGAUCGUCAUCCACCCAGAAGAUGCAGAAGAAGUCAUUGAGGUCACCAGCGAGCGCAGCAGUGAUUUGUACCUGGAACAUCAGGAGGAUGAGGCGAGUUGUGAAGACUCGUGCAAACUGCAAAAGGAGGAAGAGGAGGAGGAAGAAGAGGAAGAGGAGGAUGACGAAGAAGACCGUGAAGAAGAGGAGGAGGAGGAGGAGGAAGAAGAAGAAGAAUACGAAGAGGAGGAAGAAGAAGAGGAAGGGGAAGCGAUGGCUGAGGUAAUCUGUCCAGAAACUCCUCACAUUUCUCAGGAUAGCCCCCAAGCCCACUGUGAAAGACCGACGGUCAACCCCAAGCCGGAAUAUUCUGUCAUUGUGGAGGUGAGGUCCGACGACGAAAAGGACGACGAUUCCCACUCCCAAAAGUCCACGGUAACCGAUGAAUCCGAGAUGUAUGACAUGAUGACGCGGGGAAAUCUGGGCCUGUUGGAGCAGGCCAUCGCCCUGAAAGCUGAACAGGUCAAGGUGGUGAGGGAGCCCGGCCAGCAGGUGACCGGAGAGCACGCGAAACAUUUCCAAGUGGAGGAGAAGCAGAACAAGACCUUGGAAUCCAUCAGGAAGAACUAUUACAGCAAAGAUUCUUCAAGACCCGAGAAGCGUGAAAUCAAAUGUCCCACUCCAGGCUGUGAUGGCACCGGCCACGUCACAGGACUCUAUCCCCACCAUCGUAGUUUGUCUGGUUGCCCGCACAAAGACAGGAUCCCUCCUGAGAUUCUGGCCAUGCACGAGAAUGUAUUAAAGUGCCCAACACCUGGAUGCACCGGACAGGGCCAUGUAAAUAGCAACCGUAAUACUCACCGAAGCUUAUCUGGCUGUCCCAUUGCAGCUGCUGAAAAAUUAGCCAAAACUCACGAGAAGCAACCGCCUCCAUCCGGCGACCCUUCAAAACAUCACUCGAAUUCAGAUCGGAUCCUCAGGCCUAUGUGUUUUGUGAAGCAACUCGAGGUGCCUCAGUAUGGAAAUUACAGGCCCAACAUGGUUCCUUCCACGCCAAGGGCCAACUUGGCCAAGGAGCUGGAGAAGUACUCCAAAGUCACCUUCGAUUAUGCAAGUUUUGACGCUCAGGUUUUUGGCAAACGCAUGCUUGCCCCAAAGAUUCAGUCUAGCGAAACCUCACCUAAAGCCUUUAAAUGCAAACCUUUUCCAAAGGUUUCCACUUCCCCCAGCCACAGCCCUUCCAGCAGUUACGUGAAGAACGCUUCGUCUUCGUCCACAGGCUUCGACUACUCCCACGACGCCGAAGCCGCCCACAUGGCUGCCACCGCCAUUUUGAACCUCUCCACCCGCUGCUGGGAAAUGCCUGAAAACCUCAGCACCAAGCAGCAAGAUCUCUCCGGCAAGUCCAUGGACAUUGAAGUGGAUGAAAACGGGACUCUGGACUUAAGCAUGAACAAGCACCGCAAAUCAGAGCCCGCUGCCCGUUCAUUCGCCUCCUCGGAAGCCGACGAACAAGAAGUCCCGGAAGAAAACUUUGAAGAAAGAAAAUACCCGGGGGAAAUCACCUUAACCAACUUCAAGCUUAAGUUCCUUUCCAAGGAAAUCAAGAAAGAGUUACUCACUUGCCCUACCCCAGGCUGUGAUGGCAGCGGACACAUCACGGGAAAUUAUGCUUCUCAUCGCAGUCUGUCUGGUUGUCCUCUUGCUGACAAGAGUCUCAGAAACCUCAUGGCUGCCCACUCUGCUGACCUCAAGUGCCCAACUCCUGGCUGUGAUGGGUCCGGUCAUAUAACAGGAAAUUAUGCAUCACAUAGGAGUUUAUCAGGUUGCCCUCGUGCCAAGAAAAGUGGAAUGAAAAUCCCACCCACAAAGGAUGACAAGGAGGAUCCUGAACUGAUGAAGUGCCCUGUUCCUGGGUGUGUUGGACUCGGACACAUCAGUGGCAAAUACGCCUCCCAUCGCAGUGCCUCAGGCUGUCCCCUUGCAGCCCGGAGGCAGAAGGAAGGUUCCCUCAACGGCUCCUCCUUUUCAUGGAAGUCGCUCAAGAAUGAGGGUCCCACUUGCCCAACUCCUGGCUGCGAUGGUUCAGGCCACGCCAAUGGAAGCUUCCUCACUCACAGAAGCUUAUCGGGGUGUCCAAGAGCUACUUUUGCUGGAAAAAAAGGGAAAAUCUCAGGGGAUGAUAUACUCAAUGCUAAAUUCAAGACCAGCGAUGUUCUAGAGAAUGACGAAGAAAUCAAACAGUUAAACAAUGAAAUCAGUGAACUGAAUGAAUCCAACAGUGAGAUGGAAGCAGCAAUGGUGAAGCUGCAGUCACAGAUCUCCAGCAUGGAGAAGAACCUCAAGACCAUCGAAGAGGAGAACAAGAUGAUAGAGGAGCAGAACGAAGCCCUCUUCCUGGAGCUCUCAGGGCUGAGCCAGACCCUUAUCCAAAGUCUUGCCAAUAUCCGCCUUCCACACAUGGAGCCAAUCAGUGAGCAGAACUUUGAUGCCUACGUGAACACUCUUACCGACAUGUACACCAAUCAAGAAUGCUACCAGAAUCCUGAAAACAAGGAUCUAUUGGAAAGCAUCAAACAGGCAAUUAAAGGAAUUCAGGUCUAA